Molecule: messenger RNA, 1656 nt
Organism: Somion occarium
Lineage: Eukaryota; Fungi; Basidiomycota; Agaricomycetes; Polyporales; Cerrenaceae
Source: the annotation of a GenBank genome assembly
CAUGCUUGCCCUGUUCCAUCGUGUUUCGUACUUCCCUCGAGUUCUGCACUCCUCAUUCGUUUUCCGCAAUAUGCCGAUUACUCGCUCUGCUAGUAGGAACAACACUGUAAAUAUGACCGACGUUGUCGAUAAUCCUCCGGAGGUUGCGACAAAAAAGACCAAUGGUACAAAGCGAAAGGCUGCGAAUGGUGGAGGAAGAACAUCAAAGAAAAAGGCAAAAGCAGAGGUCAAGGAGGAGGAAUCCGAAGAGAGCGAGGACGUCAACAUCGACCUGCCUCCUCCUUCAGUUCCUCUGGAUGAUCCUUCUCGCAGCCUUGUCCCUGCCGAAUUGACAUUCUCCUUCGAUGAUGCGAAGAAGCAUCUCAUCAGUGUCGAUGCUCGAUUCAAAAUCCUUUUCGACAGGCUGGGCUGUGGACCCUUUGAGCACUUGCAACAAUUCGACCCUUUCAGUACGCUGGCGGUGUCUAUAUUGGGACAGCAGAUUUCGUGGAAGGCGGCACGGGCUAUACAACAUCGCUUCAUCCGACUGUUCAAUCCUGGGUUGCCAGAGAAGGCUACUGUCCCAUACGACAAGGAUGCAUACUUCCCUACUGCAAAGCAAGUAGCAGAAACAGAUGCUACAACAUUGCGUUCGGCUGGCCUCAGCGAAAGAAAGGCAUCGUAUAUCUUGGACCUGGCCCAGCGCUUUGCAGAUGGCAGACUGUCAACUGAAAAGCUGCUUCAAGCGGAUGACGAUGAACUCUAUGGGCUGUUGACUGAUGUCCGCGGAAUUGGACCCUGGACUGUGGACAUGUUUGCCAUAUUCUCUCUCCGCCGUCCGGAUAUUCUUCCUACCGGUGACCUUGGGGUGCAGCGGGGCGUCACACGCUGGUUUCUAGCCAUGCACGAACCCUCAUUUAAUAUCAGUAUCUCACCAGACAAGUUACCCGGCUGUCCUAACGAACAAGAUUCAACACAAGGAACAGAUGUCAAGGCUGCUGCUCCAGCGUCAGGAUCUGCGGGCGAGUCAGACGCUUCAGUGAUUCUACCAGCUGCCGCCAUACCAAGCACACCACAGGCAAGAGGCAGUAAUGCCCCGCCUCCGCCAGUCACACCGUCAGUGAACAAGGCUGUGAGUCAUACCAUCACAAUGCCUGGAGAAGACGUUAUACCUCUCCCUUAUGGAAUUACUUCCAACACCCUGAAGGCGCGUCUGAAUGCGAAGCAGCGGGGGAAAUCUCAGUUGCUUAGUCCGACCGAGAUGGGUGAGUUCACGCACCCAUGGAAACCAUAUCGCAGCCUUGGUGUUUACUAUAUGUGGGCCGUUGCUGAAGGCAACUCGGCAUAGUCCACGGCAACUCUAAGGGCAAGAACUAUCGCCAUGCCUGAUGUGCAAUGUAACGUACUCUUCAGAAUCGUGCCAUUCAUGCUUUCUUCAGGGUUUUCCGAGUAGGGCAUUUGAUUACCCGAAUUGCAUUUCGCCCAUUUAUGACGACACUGAUUUCGACAAUACCAUUCUCUUCUUGAGCUUCUACUAGUAGAUUUGUUUGCACCAGCCUGGCAGAUUGUACAGGAUGCAUGUUUUUAUUAUUGUUAAAACUGGUCCCCUAGUGGAGCAUCUACUCGAGUAGCGCACAUGCGCAGCUGGAUCAAUGGUCUACGGAGCCCAAUAUUGAC